CAUGCCUACUUACUACUACUACUACUACUAUACUUCUCUACUACUUCUCUCUACUACUAUUUAAAGAAAAUCAUACAUGACACUGGCAUUUCAUUGGCAGAAUGUUUUGUGCUCAACCAGCGUUGAAACACGCUUUAACAAAAGAAAAAAAAAGUAUAUGCAAAUCAUUUAUUUGUGACAUUUGUGUAUGAUUUUUAGUUUAAAUACACACAAUGGACAGCCUCAAACACGAAGACUUGUUAAUUAAACUUCGCGCCAAACUAAAUGAAGAAAAAAUUAAAUUAUGGGAGUCGCCGUACAUUUCGGAUAGUGACGAAAUUUCAGAUACCUUGAAGGAACUUGCAAAUAAAUAUGCUACAGUAUUAAAUAUCGACAAUGAUAGUGUUCUUCAAGGCUUACAUGAAUUGCAAAUACAUUCUCUUGAAAGAUCAAAAGCUAAUGAAGAAUUCAAGGAGACGGGAUGUGCUACAUUCAGAGUAAAGGUCACAAUGCCUGGACAGAAGCCCAAAAUUUUAAAAAUAUUAAAGAAGUUAACAGUACAGGGAGAAGAACUCAUAAAUUCGAUUGCGGAGUUGCUUGAAGUUGGUAAAAAUAGGAUAAAGCUGAUUUACAAUGGAAAAUUGAUAAGCCAUAGUUCCAGUUUAGAAGCCCAGGGAGUCAAAAAUGGAGCCCAGCUCAUGGCUUUGAUUAUGGCUGAAACACCAGAGCAAGUGCAAAAAGAGGAUAAAAUUUACAAAGAAAUGAAAUCGACAUUAGACGAUGCAACAUUACUGUCGGAGUAUGUUGAUGAUCUUGCAGAUGAUGAAGAGUACAUGAAGUUAGAAGACCAAUCAGGGCAAGCAGUGGAACUCCCUCCGGCAGAACGAAGAGCUCUUCUCAUAGGACUAGCGCUGCAUGAACGCGGACGUGCAGCUGCUCAGAACCGUGACUACUCUCUAGCUUUGGUGUUACUGCUUGAAGCUGAUAGACAAUUGAACGAAUGUAGAUCAUCAUUACUAAGCACAGUGGAUAACUGUGCAGUCUUGCAACUGGAUAUAGCCUGGUGUUACCUCUGCUUGCAGAGUCUGUCUUCUGCCAAUGAUGCAGCAACUCGACUAAUGAAGGCUCAGAAGUCAUUUAUAGCCUCGUACGGGGAGGAUCACCAGAGACUGAUAGCACUUAAAGGAACAAAUGCUAACGAACGAGUGCUGUUCAUGCGACUGUACCUGCUGCAAGGUAUCGUUGCCUAUCAUCAGAAUAAGCGAGAGGAAGCGAAAGCGUUAUUGGCGAAAGCUGAGACUGAACUAAAUUAUUUGAAGGUGGACGAGGCGGCGGUGUGCGCGCUGAGGGAGCUCGGCUGGUCGGACGGGCAGGCGCGGCGCGGCCUGCGCGCGGCGGGCGGCGCCGAGCGCGCGCACGCGUGGCUCGCCGAGCGCGCGGCCGAGCGCCUGCAGCACAGAGAGACGCAGUCGGCGGGCACGUGCGCGGACGGGUCGGCGCUGCUGCGCGCGCUGCAGGCGAUGGGCUACCCGCGCGCGCUCGCCGCCCGCGCGCUGCGCCGCGCCGGCAACGACGCGGCCGGCGCCGUGCGCCUCAUACAGGACACGCCGCACCUGCUAGCGGACAGCGAUGUAUCGGAUUCAGAAGAGAUAGAUACAGCGAGCUCCGACGAUUCCCUCGUCGUCCCGGACAACGAGCUCGUUGCGGAGCUGGAAGCGAUGGGUUAUCCCGCUGAAGAAGCUCGUACUGCACUGCGUCUGUCCCACAACCACAUCAACAAAGCGGUGGACCUCCUGAUAGCUGGCUGCAGUAGUAUCUGCGACACUUCCAAUCCGUCCACGAGUGACGGCGCGGCAAAGAAGAAGUUAAAAAAAGAAGCUAAAGAAAAGAGGAAAAAGGAACGUGAAAUGGCGCUCCGUCGGCUGAAGAGCGCCAUCCGCGCCGACGAGGACGACUACCUGAGCGCCUCGCUGGUCGAGGAGGAGCAGUUCCUGACGCAAUACAAAUCUCUUAUUUAAAUAUAUUUUGUUUAAACAAUAAGUACAUCGCUCGUGUUAUGUUUAUAUAUAAUAAGGAUGAUAAACAAUACGAGUGCAGACCCAAAAUGGGUUUUAUAUAUCAACAUAAGUGACUUCUACCCCCAAGCAAUACCCCAGUAGUCAUACUUAAUGCUUAUUUAUGUAAUAAGAAAAGCAAUUUGUGCGUACGUAUAUACGCGUGUGUUACGCAAACCCUGACCUUGAGUAUGGGUAUCGAGUCUUACGUGAGUGAUUUCUGCUAUUCAUAUUAUUUAUUAUUCUUAUGGUAUAAAGUUGAAUUUGUCAAACGAAUAACGUUUUUAAUAUGGAAUAAAUAUAUAAAUAGUGUAUUGUGUAAAAUAUGUAUUUUUAAAUAUCAAAAAUGGCUUCCAUCGAUGUUUUAUUGAUAAAAUAUUUUGGGCACGACUUCAGACGACUGAAAUACAGUUUAAAAAUAUUUAAUAUUAUUUUUAAAUUUAUUCAUUUAUGUAUUAU
Nymphalis io (European peacock) is the source of this 2492-nucleotide messenger RNA. Its product is annotated as NEDD8 ultimate buster 1. Lineage: Eukaryota; Metazoa; Arthropoda; Insecta; Lepidoptera; Nymphalidae. The record is from RefSeq and is a predicted model, not a curated record. The transcript is spliced from 13 exons. Gene Ontology annotation, biological process: regulation of ubiquitin-dependent protein catabolic process. Gene Ontology annotation, molecular function: protein binding. Bases 213 to 1997 code for a protein of 594 amino acids.